Messenger RNA from Tilletiaria anomala UBC 951, 970 nucleotides. RefSeq lists its product as uncharacterized. The transcript is spliced from 2 exons. Bases 80 to 595 code for a protein of 171 amino acids. NCBI's taxonomy places the organism in Eukaryota, Fungi, Basidiomycota, Exobasidiomycetes, Georgefischeriales, Tilletiariaceae. The record is from RefSeq and is a predicted model, not a curated record.
CGUUCUGGGCUGCUGGGAGGAGGACCACGAAACGUACGAGCACCGCAAGCCCGUUCCGCUGUCAAGCAAGAAAGGACGCAUGAUGCGCGCGAUACCGUGCCUGAUGGUGUCGGACAUUGCGUCCGCACUGCCGUUCUACAAGGAGAUCCUCGGCUUCGUCAACGUGUCCAAGCCGGACAAGUCGCUUGCGAACAUCUGCCGCACGCCGUCCGGAAAGCCGAUGCUCCAGGGCGCAGAGGAAGGCGUGCAGCUCUACCUGCGCACGCCAUACCCGCCGCCACAGCCACAGGACCCGCCGUUCCCACCAAUGAGCGUGCACGUCGAGGUGGCCAAUGUUGACGACAUGUUCGAUGAGAUCUACUACCGCGCCCAGCGCACGCACCCGUCUGAGGACGAUUACUUCCCUGCGUUCCAGUUCGGCAAGGCGCGCAUACAUGGACGACCGCAGAACACGUCCUUUGGUACUCGCGAGAUCCGUAUCAAUGAUGCGGAUGCCAAUCUGCUCGUUUUCUUCCAAGAUAUCAGGGCUGCGCCGCAGGCAAGCAACUCCAACAUUGUCCGAGGGCCAGUAGAAAGAAAGGUCAAGAGACGGUAGCGUCUGCCCUCUCUAUAACUCCAAACAUCGAUUCGCUGUCGCACGGAUCAUUCUCUCCCUUGAUGACACUCGAGUCUACUUUCCAAAGCGUCCAUCACCACCACCGCCAUCACCACUUAUUCGACAUACAUAUAGCUCGGCAUUCAACUCCGUCUUGCGAGGGAGCGCGUGUCUCGUCCCUUUCUGACAUUGCGACUAUCCUCAUUACGACGUGUAGCCAGCCAUCCACGUGGCCAUGCACAUUCACAAAGUCAUGGGGCUACUCGACAGUUUCCUCCGUCGGCACGGGGGGGGCUUGCAUUUCCAUUUUACAUAUCAGAGAGAACAGGUUUCAUCCUACUUCUGUGGCCUCUGUCUGUUGUAAACACUCUUGUU